ACUUCUGGUUUAGUUGAAUGCACGCUUUCGCUCUGGCUGGAUGUAUAGUACAUUAAGUACAAAAUAAUUGUUUGAGAUUUUUUUCAGUGCACAAAAAGAUAAUAAUUAUAAUAAUAACAAAUAAUUGAUUUUUAGCCGAGAGUGGGUAAAAUAAGUAAAUAUCAGUAUGUGUAUGUAUGUGUUUCGUAACUUUUAGUAGUGAUGAAUUCGUUCGAAAAAUGGUUUUGAUGAGCUCUUGAGUACAUACAUAUGUACGUACAUACAUAAAUUGAUUAUAUAAAAGUGACAGAAAUAUUGCUGGUAAACAGUGAAGAUGUUGGACUCAGCUGCACUGAAGACCUUACUAAACAGUUGGGGUAUACCCGAAUUGUUAUCACAGUUUCAAGACGAAAACAUCGGCAUCGACGAACUGAGAAUGAUGAAAUGCCACCACAUCGGCGAACUUUUACAUUCCUACAAGCUCGGCACACGUAUACGCUUUGAAUAUUACUUCGAGCGUUGGCGUCGUGAUCAAAAUCAACCAUUGCUGGCUGCCAGCGCACCAAAUCACUACCAACACUACAACCCGUGCAACACGUUGGCGCGCACAACGCACUUGCCACACACCACCACGUCGCCCCCAACACCGACGGCAACAGCAAGCGAUGUGAUAACGGUUCAUAAAAGUGUGCAAACACGUGCUACGAAUACGGCAGCGGUGCGUUGCGUCAACGUAGCGACCAAUACGUCAGAGGUGUUAUUUAAAAUGCCGACACAGAGUAAGACGCCGCCGCCGUUGGCGCCCGUUAAGGAUGCGUUGCGUGAGAUGCCACAGCUGACACGUCAGCCGAGCAUGCUGGAGGACGGCAUUAUGUCGGAGCCUGCAACGAAUGCGUUGCCACUUAAUACAACAACAACAACAGCAACGCCAACCGCAACAACAACUAGUGGUGGUGGCUCACGCUUAGCGCCACAAUUCCAAUUUAUCAACGACACGGACGAGGAAGAAGUUGAUAACGGUCCACUGUUGCACAUACUGAACUCGUCGGGUUUUAAGGGCCUCUCACUGCUCGAAUACUACCAACAGCAUCAGCAUUUUAUGAAUGUCCAUCGUACGCUGCUCAUACAGUUGAUAGUGAAUUUCUUCGAUAUGAAUGAAUAUCAUUUGUCACUGCGUGUUAGUCAUAAUUUGGAGCAGCAGAUAUUGCAGCUCUUCCCCAGCGAAAAAUUGGAAUACUAUCGCACCGAGAAACGUGGCAAAAUCUAUGUGAAAUUCUGCAAUAUGAAGCGUUAUAAACGCGAUAAGCCAAUGCUGAAGCGCAAGUGGAUGGACGAUGCGGAUGCGGGUGAAGACAGUGGUGGUGGUGGUGCUCGUGAUGUUGAUGCCGUUGCUGCUGCGAGUGGUGGCAUUAGCAAUAGGCCAACGGAACCGGAGGUUGGUAUUGAAUGUGGCGAUGACGAUGUGGAGGAUCUGGCGCAAAGCUUUAAAUACUGGCAUGCCCAACAUUCGCCCAGCGGGGUGCAAGUUAAGACUGAGUCGCUAAGCGAUGGUGAUUUCUACUGAUAAGCGAUGGCAAUGAUGUUGAUGGUGAUCUUAAAGUUGUGACUUAGUUUUAUGUGAUGUAUGUAUAUGUUCCUUGUGUAGCGUGUGAGGUCAAUAAAGUUGAAUUAAUUGGUGUCAAGUUGGUGGUUUUCAACAUCUUUACGUUGAGACAUAAAGUCGAGUUUAGUGUUUUAUGUUUGUAAACAAACUCGAGUUUAUUGGCUUGUGUGUUAUAAAUAAACUCUUGCUUAGAAAGAAACUCGC
This is a messenger RNA of Bactrocera dorsalis (oriental fruit fly), 1786 nucleotides long. RefSeq lists its product as uncharacterized. The transcript is spliced from 3 exons. The record is from RefSeq and is a predicted model, not a curated record. Bases 314 to 1543 code for a protein of 409 amino acids. NCBI's taxonomy places the organism in Eukaryota, Metazoa, Arthropoda, Insecta, Diptera, Tephritidae.